AUGCUGGGUUUUCUCAUAUUGACCCUAAUCGUGGGCUUUAUUUUCUACGAAAUGUACUGGAAAAGAAGGCAUUUACCGCCAGGUCCCAUACCACUUCCACUAGCCGGGAAUAUCAUCUCAGUCUCCGUCCUACAUCCACCCGGAUAUGAUGCGUUUAUCAAUUGGAAAAAAGAAUUUGGACCUGUGUUUACAUAUUGGAUGGGUCCAUUCCCAACAGUGAUCAUCGCCGACUAUGAAACAAUCAAAGAAACGAUUAUCAAAGAUGGAGAGAAAUACACGGAUCGUUUCACUACAGAAGCCACUCACCAAAUUAGAGGUGGUGAUUUUGGUAUUCUUGAGACAUCCGGGGACAAUUGGAGAGAAAUGAGACGUUUCACGCUGCACACAUUGAGAGAUUUCGGGAUGGGCAAAAAUUUGAUGGAGGAAAAGGUGAUGAGUGAAGUGACGUCUUUAAUGGAUCGUUUCACUCUUUUGAAAGAAACUGCUCCUCAAUGGGAGUUUGAUGUGGCCGUUGGAUCAAUCAUCAACAAUCUUCUUUUUGGAUAUCGAUAUGAGGAGGAUAAACAAGCCGAGUUUCGCGAGUUAAAGAACUUGUUGAGUGAUCACAUGAAGAACAUUGCGACAUUCUCGGUGGGGAUGGCCUUCACACAGCCGUGGACACGGAUCAUUCCAAUGUUUAAUGGUUUG
Molecule: messenger RNA, 687 nt
Organism: Mesorhabditis belari
Lineage: Eukaryota; Metazoa; Nematoda; Chromadorea; Rhabditida; Rhabditidae
Source: the annotation of a GenBank genome assembly